ACCAUUAUUCAACAAGAUUUAUUAUUCAUAACUUACACACCCAAAUUGUUCAAUUUGAUAUACAAAAUUAUAAGAGAGAGGAGGCGGCAGUGUUGGAUUAUGUUGUGAUGUGUGUUGUGUUGUUAUGAACUUUGCAAGAAAUCGUGAGAGAAAAGAAAAAUAUAUAUUAUAGAUAUCAUAGAUCGUCCCCUUCAACUUGUAAUCAAAAUUCACCCAGCCGAGCUCACCUACAUUCAACAUUGUAGCCAGUCGCUGUUUCAUCCUAAAAUUCAUCGCCUUUUUUGUAGGAGCAUGUCGGACGCUUACUGGAGAUAUACCGACUCACAGCAGCAGCCUCCGUCGUCGGUUCCGCCCGUCGUCGGCAAGCGCCCUCGCGUCGAUUACGAUACCACUGGUCUUCACGAGCUGCCCAACUACUAUCCACGUCAAGAUGAUAGGCCAGUUCUCCAAGGAAUUAAAAGUGUUGAUUCCAUCAAUGAGUCCUAUGAACGUUACCUACGCACCUCGCAAAUUUCAUCUUAUGGUGGACAGUCUGCUAGACCUGUUGGUGGGGGCGUUCCUGGUCAUCUGAUGAAUGACCCACCUAUCUUGGGCAUUGGGGGUGUGGUUUCAGGGGCAAAUGUUAAUGACAGAAGUACGAGCUUUGGAGGUGGGAGGCCUAACAUACCCCUUCCACCUGAUGCUUCUAAUACACUAUUUGUGGAAGGCUUGCCUUCCAGCUGUACCAGGCGUGAAGUAGCUCACAUAUUUCGCCCUUUUGUUGGCUACAAAGAAGUAAGACUUGUUAACAAGGAAUCCAGAAGUGCUGGAAGAGAUCCAGUGGUGCUUGGUUUUGUAGAUUUUGUGAGUCCUGCCCAUGCAGCCACGGCCAUGGAUGCCUUACAAGGGUAGCUGAACAGCAGUGUGGAAUCAGUUUGUUUUUAGUUAGUACCACUCAACCUCCUUCAUUACUCAUGCAGCCACACGCCGAAUAUGGAAAUAAAGGUGCGACUGCAUGAGCACAUAUGAUUCAGCAAUGUAAUUGAUAGAUUUUUUUGUUAGGAAGCCAAGGAAGCUAGGCUGUUUUGUUGGGCUUGUUAAAGGGUAUAGGCAUUAUUAUUAGCAUUUGACUAUUGAGCUCCCUCUAGUUUCCUGCCUCCUUGAAUAUGAGAUUAAGUUGAAAGCCCCAGUUUUAAAAGAGAGUGAUGUACAAGGAAACAAUUCAUAGGUUAUGUAUCAUUUUAUCGACGUCAACAACAGUAUUGAUGGCAUGUGGGAAAUUGAUCUUAAGUGGCUGCCACAUUUCAUAUUGGGUGCAUGGUUAAAACACAUCUUUCAAUCUCAUGCAUUUGACAGUUUAUGUAACAUAUGUGACGGCCACAUUAAAUCAUCCCUUCAUUGUUGGGGAUGUACUUCUUAUAUGUAUUUGUUUGGCUCUCUCCUCUCCAAGGUGGGAAUGUGUUUGCAUCUGUAUCAUAACUCAUAGGGCUCUUAGAUUCCAAGUUGUGUGGUUUGAAGAAUUUGAGUGUCGAUCCUAUCCUGCAUUCGGCCAGUAGGAAAUCUGGUUAGUUUUGUACUUGGUGUCAUAGAUUAUUCGGUCCAGUACCCCAUGUUUACUUUCAGUUCAGCAGAUGUGAAGCUUAUCACAUUUAAGGCAGAUUGGUUUUGAAGUUUAA
This is a messenger RNA of Cucumis melo (muskmelon), 1655 nucleotides long. RefSeq names its product RNA-binding protein 2-like. The transcript has 6 exons. NCBI's taxonomy places the organism in Eukaryota, Viridiplantae, Streptophyta, Magnoliopsida, Cucurbitales, Cucurbitaceae. The coding region runs from base 292 to 891 and encodes 199 amino acids. The record is from RefSeq and is a predicted model, not a curated record. Gene Ontology annotation, molecular function: mRNA binding.